AUGGCGCUUCCUGAUUGGACCGGAACGCUGGUCGCCACCGCAUCCUUUUGCUGUUUCUUAUAUGUAUGUGUUCGCUACAGACGCAAAGGACAAGUCGUCUGGAGAAAAUUGUUGAGCACAAUAAUGGCCCGGACGGAGAAGCCGCUGUUCCGAAUUGCGUACACACUCUACACUAAGACCAGACUGGGCUACAUGUACUACAAGAGACAAAUGAGGAAAGCCAGAGAGCAUUACCCUGCUGGACACUCCACAGCCCUGCCCGUGGAGAUGAAUGGUAUCAAAAUACUUCCUAUCCCGAUACUGUCAGACAACUACAGCUAUCUGGUAAUCGACACAGCCUCCAGUGUUGCAGUUGUUAUAGACCCUGCGGACCCUCAAACAGUUCAGGCAGUUCUUAAGGAAGAGGGAGUGACUUUGGAAGCAAUACUCUGUACACACAAGCAUUGGGAUCACAGUGGGGGAAACAAAGGGUUGAAAAGGAUUCACAGCUCGUGCAGAGUGUAUGGAAACGCAGCUGAUAACAUUCCUGCCCUCACGCACCCCCUGUCACACAAGGACUCGGUGACAGUUGGCCGUAUGCACUUUAAGGCCCUCUUCACUCCCGGACACACAGUGGGCCACAUGAUCUACCUCCUGGAUGGCCAGGUGGUGGAUGCACCCUCCAGCCUCUUUUCUGGUGACCUGGUGUUCCUCUCAGGAUGUGGGAGGAUGUUUGAAGGCAGUGCCACAACAAUGCUGUCGUCUCUGGACACCGUGGCCUCCCUGAGUGAUGAAACUCUACUAUGGCCUGGUCACGAGUAUGCGGAGGACAACCUACUGUUUGCGGCUGAAGUUGAGCCUCGCAAUGCUGCCAGAGAAAACAAAUCUCAGUGGGUGCUGCAGCAGCGGGGCCAGAAGCUGUGCACGAGUCCCUCCACUAUCGGAGAGGAGAGGCAGUACAACCCUUUCCUGCGCAGCCACUCUGCGGAGCUCCAUCUGGCCCUGGGCGUCCAGCAGUUCCAGGAUGAAGACUGGACCCAGUUCAGAGCUCGGGUGCUGGAGGCGCUGCGUAAACGCAAGGACCUCUUCAACAGGAGAUAGUAUUUUAAUAAAAUGACCAGCUUAAUAAUGGCCAACAGAGGAAGGAAGCUCACCGGUUCUGGAAAGUGGUACGUUGUAAAGUAACAAUGAGCGGAGCUACGAGGUACUGAAUGAAAGUGUGUUCAAGGAAACCAGUUUUGUCAAUUCAAAAGGGCAUUAAGUCAUUUUUGACCUUUAUCAACGUGUAUCGGAGACCACUAGGAACGAAGUCACAACUUCAUGUUUACAUGAUACUAAUCAAUACGCCUAUUACUUCUACACAUGUAUAAUGAGUUUAUUUUGUGUUUAUAGACAGAACUGAAUCAUUCCUCUUUAACAUAGACACAUUAACAAAUGUAGAUUUGCAUGAGUAGCUUUUUCUUUUAUUGUCAUUUUAAAGCAGAUUUCUGAUUGUGGUGAGUGAGACAGAAGAACAGCAGGUCUGCACACUACACAGGUUACUGUAACAUGUAAGGUACUCAAUGCAUUGCUUUAAAAUAAAAGCAGACUGCAUAAACGGUUUUAAUAACCUUACAUGAAAAUCUUUGAUAAGCUGGUUUCACAUUUACAGUGUUGCUGAAGAGUGAUUAUGUUCUCUGUGGAAGUUGUGAUUUUUGGACUUGAGUAUUUAAUUGUGAAUAUUUUAUUUUGUUGUAUUUUCAACAGUGAUGGUACAAAUCACAGACACUCGUUGCUGUCGGUACUCGCACAAUGUACACUAGCCUGUCAUGUGAACCUUUGCUGAAUCUGGAUUUGACAGGUAGCGCAUUGUAAUGUAUGAAAUAAGACUGAAUUACUGUUGAAGAGAUGAUUUCUUGUGUUAGCCCGUAAUAGAGAUAAUUAAACAUACAGGGUGAUGUUGAAUCAAGCAAUCUGUCGGCAAACACUAUGAUUUGCAAUCACUUUUGUUUCAAAUGUGUAAUAUUUAAGAGUAAGAUGGUGAUGGAAAGAUCUUUAAUUGUCUUUCUAAUAUGAGAAUACAAUGUGACAAAGACUGUGGUACUCGGAAGGAAUGCUUUAUAGCCAAUUUGAAAACUUUGGAAAAUUGUACAUAUAUUUUAUUUUUAAUAUAUUGAAGGAUUUAUUAUACUGUGACGAUACAAUGGAUGCAAAUUAUUUCAGUAUAAUAAACAAUCUUCUUCCCACACACACACUUUAUUAUUUAUGUUGUUGUUUUGUAAUGGAGAUGUGAUGCCGCCUGUGUUUAGGUGGAGAUGGGGCAGAAUGCAAAGCAAUAAACCUUUAAACUUGUAA
Molecule: messenger RNA, 2313 nt
Organism: Anarrhichthys ocellatus (wolf-eel)
Lineage: Eukaryota; Metazoa; Chordata; Actinopteri; Perciformes; Anarhichadidae
Gene: pnkd
Product: PNKD metallo-beta-lactamase domain containing
Exons: 9
Coding region: 1-1080 (359 amino acids)
Cellular component (GO): mitochondrion
Molecular function (GO): hydroxyacylglutathione hydrolase activity
Source: RefSeq, a predicted model, not a curated record